Messenger RNA from Caenorhabditis angaria, 486 nucleotides. The record is from the annotation of a GenBank genome assembly. NCBI's taxonomy places the organism in Eukaryota, Metazoa, Nematoda, Chromadorea, Rhabditida, Rhabditidae.
AUGUCAACAUUUUCUCGUCAAGAGCAACUUCCAAGUCUCCCAGUUCCACCAUUGCGUCAAAGUUUGGAGAGUUACGUCAAAUCGGCCAGCGCACUUUUGAGUCCAGAAGAAGUUGUCAAACUUCGUGAAGAUGUUUUAAAAUUCGAGAAUUCCAGCCUCGCUGAUAUUUUGCAAAAGGCUCUCGAGAAUCGAGCAAAAUCGCAUCGCAAUUGGGUGAGUACUUUUCUUAUCAGAAUGACUUCCUUGGUCUAAAAACAAUUUGUUUUGGUGAUAAGGAAAAGGUCAACAUUCACUCACAUUUUUGAAUAUUUUCAGCUCGAAGAUUGGUGGUACAAUGUUUAUACCGAAGAUCGUCACGCGCUUAUUCCAUUUGUCAGUUUUGGCGCAUUGAAUACUUCUUAUACACCAAUUGAUGGUGGACAAAUUUCAAGAGCUGCUGAUGUUUUGCAUCAUUGGAUAGCUGUUUGGGAUAGGAUUAGAAAGUAG